GGAAUUGGAGUUGGGAAUGAAAACUCAGCUUUUUUAGAGGCGAAACUUUCGCUGACCGACAUGUCGGCUCGGUCCAUGCAAACCAACAGUCACACUCUGAGCGGCGACUUCCCCAUUAAACUGCAUUAUACACUUCCUUUAUAGCCCCACACCCUUUAACCUGCUCCUUCCAUUUUCAUUCUUCUUCUUCUUCUUCUUCUUCACGAAUCCAUUUUCCUCCAUUUUCAAAACAAGAUCAGAAAACCACUAAACCAAAAACCCCAUUUCACUAUGAGAACUAGCAACCAUUUGAUCGGCUUACUCAACUUCCUCACUUUCGUUCUCUCAAUCCCGAUCCUCGCCGGCGGGAUAUGGCUCAGUAGCAAAGCCAACAGUACCGAGUGUCUCAGAUUCCUUCAGUGGCCCUUGAUCAUAAUCGGAGUUGCGAUCAUGGUUGUUUCACUCGCUGGAUUUGCCGGCGCGUGUUACCGGAACACUUUUCUCAUGUGGCUUUACCUCUUUGUUAUGUUCUUCGUCAUCGUUGCUCUGAUUGUUUUUAUUGUCUUUGCUUAUGCUGUCACCGAUAAAGGCUCUGGCCGGACUGUUCCCAGUAGGGCGUAUUUGGAUUAUUAUCUUCAGGAUUAUUCCGGUUGGUUGAAGGAUCGAGUUGCAGAGGAGAGCUAUUGGGGUAAAAUUAGUUCGUGUAUUAGGGACUCUAAGGUUUGUAAGAAGAUGGGAAGAACUGUUGGGGGUGUUCCUGAAUCUGUUGAAAUGUUUAGUCUCAGGAAGCUCAGCCCUAUUGAGUCUGGUUGCUGUAAGCCUCCUACAGAUUGUGGCUUUGUCUAUCAAAAUGAGACUUUGUGGACUGGUGUAGACGGGAUGAUGCCCAUCAAUCCUGACUGCACGAAGUGGAACAACGAUCAAGCAGAGCUCUGUUACAACUGUGACUCUUGUAAAGCAGGCGUGCUGGCCAGCCUCAAGAGAAGCUGGAGGAAAGUCUCAGUUAUUAAUAUCGUCGUCUUGAUCAUUCUGGUGAUUGCUUAUGUCAUUGGCAUUGCAGCAUUCAGGAACAAUCGGCGCAUCGAUAAUGAAGAAGCCUCCGGGGAAGCACGGAUGGAAAAGGCACGACCCAGUUGGAUUCAUUCUUAACUGAAUCAUUGAAUGGGGAUAUAUAUGAUGAUUGUUCAAAUGUAUGCAUUUUGAGGUUUUUGUUCUUUGCUUGUAGUGCUGUUUGGUAGUGUGAUCGUUUUUGGGUCUUUUGUGUAUAUACUGUUUGUGGCAUUUUUAAGUGAUGAAAUUUAUGGUUGUUAUUAUAUCAUCUUCAAAAA
Molecule: messenger RNA, 1307 nt
Organism: Benincasa hispida (wax gourd)
Lineage: Eukaryota; Viridiplantae; Streptophyta; Magnoliopsida; Cucurbitales; Cucurbitaceae
Product: tetraspanin-3-like
Biological process (GO): auxin-activated signaling pathway
Cellular component (GO): membrane
Source: RefSeq, a predicted model, not a curated record